AUGUUGAACUUACGAAUAUCAACUGCGACAUUUCGCACGAGUUUGCGCAAUGUUUCGAGAAGGAAUUGCUUCUCUAGAUAUAGAGGGUUGCUGACUUUGGCUGUCGAAACUUCUUGCGAUGAUACUUCAGUAGCAAUCGUCGAAAAGAACCCGAAUAACAUCCCUGGAGCCGCGAAAGUACACUUCCUCGAAAAUGUCACCGCUGAUUCACGAGAAUACCGUGGCAUCCACCCGAUCCUAGCACUAGAAUCGCACCAAGAGAAUCUCGCAAAGCUCGUCGGAAAAGCACUCUCGCAUUUACCGGAGGCAGAAAAUAUCAAUGGCAACACCGGAGGCAAUGUAUCACGACAGGUAGUCUUGGCCGAUGGGUCGAGUCCGCGCCGGAAGCCGGAUUUCAUAUCCGCCACCAGAGGACCGGGAAUGCGCUCCAACUUGUCCACCGGGUUGGAUACGGGAAAGGCGCUUUCGGUUGCAUGGCAGAUACCGUUUGUCGGGGUACAUCAUAUGCAAGCGCACCUUUUGACGCCGCGACUGGUUUCUACUCUGGAUCGGAAUAGCAAACCCGCCAGUACCACGACUACUGAAACCACUCCAGAAUUCCCCUUUCUCUCUAUCCUUGUUUCCGGCGGUCAUUCGAUCCUAGUGAAGUCGACAACUAUCACAGAACACGAGGUCAUGGCCUCUAGCACAGAUAUCGCCAUUGGCGAAUCCCUUGACAAAGCAGCCCGGGAAAUCAUUCCCAGCUCCCUACUUCAAAAAUCAAAGACUACGAUGUACGGCAAGGCGCUGGAGCAAUUUGCAUUUCCGAAUGGAGCCUCAGAUUACGCCGACUACCGACCACCAAUGACCCGUGGCGAGGAGGUGGUCAAACGUGAAAGCCCGUGGGGCUGGAGUAUUACCACUCCAUUCGCCAACACGCGGCAUCUGCAGUUCAGCUUCUCGUCUAUCGCGAGCGCGGUUGGAAAGCUCCUUUCUUUGAAAGAAAAGACCGGGGAAGUCAUGUUCGACGACGAGCGUAUCGCAUUGGCUCGAGAAGCGAUGCGAGUUUGCUUCGAGCAUCUCGCGUCCCGCACAAUCAUCGCCCUCGAAGCCCUUAAACCGAAAACAGGUAAUUCCAACGAAGAAGUCAAAACACUAGUCGUCAGCGGCGGCGUUGCCGCGAACAAGUUCCUUAUGACGGUUCUCCGUUCAUUCCUCGACGUUCGUGGAUUCGAACAUGUUAAUAUCCUCGCUCCCCCGCCGUAUCUGUGCACAGACAACGCGGCGAUGAUCGGGUGGGCUGGAAUUGAGAUGUUCGAGGCGGGAUGGUGUUCUGAUCUUAGCGUUCGCGCUUUGAGGAAGUGGACCCUUGACCCGCGUGCUGAUGAUGGUGGAGUUCUGGGUCCGAGUGGGUGGAGGAAGUGUUGA
Aspergillus glaucus CBS 516.65 is the source of this 1407-nucleotide messenger RNA. RefSeq names its product N(6)-L-threonylcarbamoyladenine synthase family protein. The transcript has 2 exons. Lineage: Eukaryota; Fungi; Ascomycota; Eurotiomycetes; Eurotiales; Aspergillaceae. Bases 1 to 1407 code for a protein of 468 amino acids. The record is from RefSeq and is a predicted model, not a curated record. Gene Ontology annotation, cellular component: mitochondrion. Gene Ontology annotation, biological process: mitochondrial tRNA threonylcarbamoyladenosine modification.